AUGGCCCUCAUGACGGCCAAUGCAUCCGUCAAUGAUGUCCUUGUUAAGACUGUCGCCCGUUACAUACUUGCACGUUACACCAUUCCGUACACCCCUGACAUGCAUGUCCGAUGUGUUGCUCACAUUAUCAAUCUGGUAGUGCAGGCCUUUCUUGCAGGCUUAGACGAGGCACCGGAUCCGGAUGAAGAAGAUCUAUUCGAUGUCAUCGAGGACUACCUGAUCCACUAUGAUGUUGAGAAAGAUGAAGUGCACAAAGCGAUGGAGGAUGAGAUUGUCGAUACAGAGGAGUUGAAGAAGAAGGAUAUCCAAAUUGACGAAGAUGAGGUGGCGACGAUGGGAGAGGCAAGCCCGCUGAAACGAGAUGUCAGGACACGAUGGAAUUACACGCAUGCAAUGAUUGAGCGAGCUGAUCUGCUUGAAGAUGUUGUCAAUACCUGGUUCUUUGAGACGAAGGAACUUCAUGGUGUGAUGCUCUCGGUGGCUGAUUGGAAGUCAUUGAAGCAGAUUGGUGCCAUUCUCGAGGAAUUCACGAAGGCAACGUUCAAGAUCUCACACGGCGGAAUGCCAACUAUCCCUUUUGCCCUGCCGGUCUUCGUCGCAAUGGAAUUUCAUCUCAAGAAGUUCUCCGAUGACGCUCAGGCCUUUUCAUACAAAGUCCGUGCAGGAGCAAAGGCAGGGCUUGCUAAGCUUAAGAUCUACGCAGAUCGUGCAUUCUCGAACCAAUACUAUCUCCUUGGGACAGUCCUUCACCCCAAUCUCCGCACCCGUUGGUUUUCCAAACUCGGACAAGGCAAGCCCGACGAGUCGAGGGUUGAGGCCUUGCUCCAUCACGUUGCCGAGACCUACAAAGAAGAACAUCCAGCCCAGAACAACCACGAAGACACUUCCACUUUUACUGGCUUGAAAAGCUUAGCGGCAAGAUCGCGCGACAUCCUUGAGGACAUCUGUGAUGUUGACAUACCCGAGGCGACAAAAAUAACCAGCCAGCAAACAGCUCUCGAGGACGAGAUCAAGCGCUACAUCAAAUUUGAAGGUGGGAAGGGAAAUCUUUAUGACCCUCUUGCUUGGUGGAAGGCACGUACUCCCAAAUCCUCAGUGAUUCAUGGCGCAGCAUUUCCAACGCUUGCUCGGAUGGCACGGGACUUCCUUGCCAUUCCGGCUACCAGUGUCUCCGUGGAGAGAGGGUCUUCUCGCAGUCUCGUCACAUCUGUCGAGAUCUCAGGUCAUCCUUGA
Cyclocybe aegerita is the source of this 1233-nucleotide messenger RNA. NCBI's taxonomy places the organism in Eukaryota, Fungi, Basidiomycota, Agaricomycetes, Agaricales, Hemipholiotaceae. The record is from the annotation of a GenBank genome assembly.